Messenger RNA from Saccharomyces eubayanus, 627 nucleotides. RefSeq names its product cleavage polyadenylation factor RNA-binding subunit YTH1 (gene YTH1). Gene Ontology annotation, molecular function: metal ion binding; RNA binding. Bases 1 to 627 code for a protein of 208 amino acids. NCBI's taxonomy places the organism in Eukaryota, Fungi, Ascomycota, Saccharomycetes, Saccharomycetales, Saccharomycetaceae. The transcript has a single exon. The record is from RefSeq and is a predicted model, not a curated record.
AUGAGUUUAAUUCACCUUGAUACAGCAAAGUAUCCUUUUAAAUUUGAGCCCUUUCUCAGGCAAGAGUACUCGUUUUCACUCGAUCCCGAUAGACCUAUAUGUGAAUUUUACAACUCGAGAGAAGGCCCCAAAUCGUGUCCCAGAGGGCCCCUAUGUCCCAAAAAGCACGUAUUACCCAUUUUCCAAAAUAAAAUCGUUUGCAGGCAUUGGCUUCGUGGAUUAUGCAAGAAGAAUGACCAAUGUGAAUACUUACAUGAAUACAAUCUUCGGAAAAUGCCUGAAUGUGUGUUUUUCAGCAAAAACGGGUACUGCACGCAAAGUCCAGACUGCCAAUAUCUACAUAUAGAUCCAGCCAGCAAGAUACCCAAAUGUGAGAAUUACGAAAUGGGAUUCUGCCCUCUAGGGAAUACUUGCCCCAGGCGACAUAUUAAGAAGGUGUUUUGCCAACGAUAUAUGACCGGGUUUUGUCCUCUGGGUAAAGACGAAUGUGACAUGGAGCAUCCACAGUUUAUAAUACCGGAUGAAGGUAGUAAAUUAAGAAUAAAAAAAGAUGAUGAGAUAAAUACCAGAAAAAUGGAUGAAGAAAAGGAGAGGCGUUUAAAUGCUAUCAUCAACGGGGAAGUUUAA